AUGUGCCUUUCCCCAAGGAAACGCAGGAUAGUUGAGCAGCGGAUAUGGAAAUCGAUACAAGGAAGAGUGCAGGUUUUGGCAGAAUGGAAGCAGAAGUAUGAAGAAGGUCAGGCUGAGCUGGAGGGAGCUCAGAAAGAGGCUCGCUCUCUCGGCACUGAACUCUUUAAGAUGAAGAACUCAUAUGAGGAAGCUCUUGACCAGCUGGAGACCCUGAAGAGAGAGAACAAGAAUCUGCAGCAGGAGAUUUCUGACCUGACUGAACAGAUUGGUGAGACUGGAAAGACCAUCCAUGAACUGGAGAAGGCAAAGAAAACAGUGGAGACUGAGAAAUCAGAAAUCCAGACAGCUCUUGAAGAAGCCGAGGGCACACUUGAACAUGAAGAAUCCAAGAUUCUUCGUAUCCAGCUUGAGCUCACCCAAGUAAAGAGUGAGAUUGACAGGAAGCUUGCUGAGAAGGAUGAGGAGAUGGAGCAGAUCAAGAGGAACAGUCAGAGGGUGAUCGAGUCCAUGCAGAGCACUCUGGACUCUGAGAUCAGGAGCAGAAAUGAUGCUCUGAGAGUCAAGAAGAAAAUGGAAGGAGAUCUCAAUGAGAUGGAGAUUCAGCUGAGCCAUGCAAACCGUCAGGCUGCUGAGGCACAGAAGCAGCUCAGAAAUGUUCAAGGACAGCUCAAGGAUGCCCAACUGCACCUUGAUGAGGCUAUAAGAGGACAGGAAGAAAUGAAGGAGCAGUUUGCCAUGGUGGAGCGCAGGAAUAACCUGAUGCUGGCAGAGAUUGAGGAGCUGAGAGCUGCACUGGAGCAGACAGAGAGAGGCCGCAAAGUGGCUGAACAAGAGCUGGUUGAUGUCAGUGAGCGUGUGGCAUUACUGCACUCUCAGAAUACCAGUCUAAUCAACACCAAGAAGAAGCUUGAGGCUGAUCUGGUGCAGAUUCAAGGUGAGGUGGAUGAUACAGUUCAGGAGGCGAGAAAUGCUGAAGAGAAGGCCAAGAAGGCUAUCACUGAUGCUGCCAUGAUGGCAGAGGAGCUGAAGAAAGAACAAGACACCAGUGCUCACCUGGAGAGGAUGAAGAAGAACCUUGAGGUUACAGUCAAAGAUCUACAGCAUCGCCUGGAUGAGGCUGAGAGCCUUGCCAUGAAGGGUGGAAAGAAACAGCUUCAGAAACUGGAGUCUAGGGUGCGUGAGCUGGAGGCUGAGGUUGAAGGUGAGCAGAGACGCGGCGCUGAUGCUGUUAAAGGAGUUCGCAAAUAUGAGAGGAGAGUGAAAGAACUCACCUACCAGACUGAAGAAGACAAGAAGAAUGUAAACAGACUGCAGGAUCUGGUGGACAAGCUGCAGCUCAAAGUGAAGUCCUACAAGAGACAGGCUGAGGAAGCUGAGGAGCAGGCAAACACUCACCUGUCCAGGUUCAGGAAGGUGCAGCAUGAGCUGGAGGAAGCUCAGGAGCGUGCUGACAUUGCUGAGUCUCAGGUCAACAAGCUGAGAGCCAGGAGCCGAGAUGCUGGAAAGGGCAAGGAAGUGGCAGAAUAAAGGGUGAAGACCACAAGGGACACUAACAAGCAAUAAUAAAAUAUGUAUUUCUUGUUUAAUGUCCAUGCAAACUUUAGUUCAAUAAAACUGAAAGAAACAAUCAA
This is a messenger RNA of Pygocentrus nattereri (red-bellied piranha), 1631 nucleotides long. Its product is annotated as myosin heavy chain, fast skeletal muscle-like. NCBI's taxonomy places the organism in Eukaryota, Metazoa, Chordata, Actinopteri, Characiformes, Serrasalmidae. The transcript is spliced from 11 exons. The coding region runs from base 1 to 1527 and encodes 508 amino acids. Gene Ontology annotation, cellular component: myosin complex. The record is from RefSeq and is a predicted model, not a curated record.